Messenger RNA from Phlebotomus papatasi, 1238 nucleotides. It is a transcript of the gene alc, whose product is annotated as 5'-AMP-activated protein kinase subunit beta-1. The record is from RefSeq and is a predicted model, not a curated record. Gene Ontology annotation, molecular function: protein kinase binding. The coding region runs from base 113 to 961 and encodes 282 amino acids. The transcript is spliced from 4 exons. Gene Ontology annotation, cellular component: nucleus; nucleotide-activated protein kinase complex; cytoplasm. Gene Ontology annotation, biological process: signal transduction. Lineage: Eukaryota; Metazoa; Arthropoda; Insecta; Diptera; Psychodidae.
UUUUCUUAGUAAAGCUGUCAACUUUGGUAAACUUCAGUGAAGUUUCUGUGAAUUUCCUGGAUUUUCUCGUGCGUUUUUUCCCAGUUAUUUGUGAAUUUUCCGCCCAGCAAAGAUGGGCAAUGCAGGCAGCAAUAUGCCUCGUGAGAGACACAAAUCCAGCUCAACUGACAUCACUCCCGGAUCUCCGGGAAUGAAAGAUGGUCAGGCUUUUGUGUUUGAAAAGAAGAAGGUCACAGGGCCCCCGGAAGACGAUGAACCGUACUACACCAAAACAGUCAAAUCCAUUGAUCCGGAAUUCGUGACGGAGUUCAGGCAGAGGGCAAACACCACGUCCGAGGACCCCAGGGACAGUGGUGAGGAGGAGCUGGAUGAGAAUGGGGAAAAGAAGAAACCUGCCUUGCCAACAGUGUUCAAGUGGGACGGAGGCGGUAGGCAGGUGUAUAUCAGUGGAACAUUUUCGGAUUGGCAGACAGUUCCCAUGGUCAGGAGCCAUGGGGACUUUGUGACGAUAAUCGAUUUGCCAGAAGGAGAUCAUCAGUACAAGUUUCUGGUGGAUGGAGAGUGGAAGCACGAUCCGAAACUGAAAAAUAUCGACAACGACGUCGGGAACAAGAACAACCUCGUGUCCGUGCGCCAGUCGGACUUUGAGGUGUUCCAGGCACUGGCCAAGGACAGCGAGGAGGGUGGAAACAAUGAGCAGAAGGAAUACACUCAAGAAAUUCCCACAAAUAAGCCCUGGGAAAAGGUAACAGGGCCCCCAAUUUUGCCUCCUCAUCUCCUUCAGGUGAUCCUCAACAAGGACACUCCACUAUCUUGCGAGCCAACUCUGCUUCCGGAGCCGAAUCAUGUGAUGCUAAACCAUCUGUAUGCCCUGUCCAUCAAGGAUGGAGUGAUGGUGCUGAGUGCUACCCAUCGGUACAGGAAGAAGUACGUCACGACGCUCCUCUACAAACCCAUUUAGCUCUUCUUUCCACAAUUCUUAAGCUUCCGGACAUCUUCUGGACAACUUUGCCCUGCUCUAGGCAGAAUAUCACCCACUAAUUUAGGAUUUUAAUGGUAUAACACGAUAGAAAGGGGACUUGGGAGGAUUUUUCAGGGCUCUAUCUUGUUCUGAGGAUUCUUCAAUCCCAUUUUUCUUCACUUUUUUGUUGCUUUGUAAAGAAUAUAUUUUAUCUAUUUUAUUGUAACUGGACGGCUGUUUACAGAGAUACAAGUGAAUAAAUAUAUUUGCCAUGUAA